CGUGGCGCUGGGGCGGCUCCUUGUGCGCUGCGGACCGAUCGCCUCCCGCUGCCCGGGCCCGGCCGCCGCCGCCGCAGAUAUAUUGUAAAAUGUCCAAUGGUUAUGAAGAUCACAUGGCUGAAGACUGCAGGGAUGAUAUUGGUAGGACAAAUUUAAUUGUGAACUACCUCCCUCAGAAUAUGACGCAGGAUGAAUUACGGAGUCUGUUCAGCAGCAUCGGCGAAGUGGAAUCUGCAAAACUUAUUCGAGACAAAGUUGCAGGACACAGCUUAGGCUAUGGCUUCGUGAACUACGUAACUGCAAAAGAUGCUGAAAGAGCAAUAAACACACUGAAUGGCCUCAGACUUCAGUCAAAAACUAUCAAGGUUUCCUAUGCCCGCCCAAGUUCUGAAGUUAUCAAGGAUGCUAAUUUAUAUAUCAGUGGCCUCCCCCGGUCAAUGACACAGAAGGAUGUAGAAGAUAUGUUUUCCCGUUUUGGGCGCAUCAUCAACUCACGUGUGCUUGUGGAUCAAACCACAGGUUUGUCCAGAGGGGUCGCAUUUAUCCGGUUUGACAAAAGGUCAGAAGCAGAAGAGGCAAUUACAAAUUUCAAUGGUCACAAACCCCCAGGUUCCUCCGAGCCCAUUACAGUGAAGUUUGCAGCCAACCCUAACCAGAACAAAAAUGUGGCACUGUUGUCGCAGCUGUGUCAUUCACCAGCUAGACGGUUUGGAGGGCCAGUGCAUCACCAGGCGCAGAGAUUCAGGUCAGCAGAGAAUCAGGAUCUGCCACCGCCCUGCUCUUGGCAGAGAGCAGCUCGUGUACCGCUUUUAAGGGGUUUGCAAAUCACCAGUGGUACACCUCAAUUUGGGAACCCCUGGUUCUCUCCUAUGGGUGUAGAUCACAUGAGUGGGCUUUCUGGUGUAAAUGUUCCAGGAAACGCAUCUUCUGGCUGGUGUAUCUUCAUCUACAACCUUGGUCAAGAUGCUGAUGAGGGAAUCCUCUGGCAGAUGUUUGGCCCCUUUGGUGCGGUUACCAAUGUGAAAGUUAUUCGAGAUUUCAACACCAACAAGUGCAAAGGUUUUGGUUUUGUGACCAUGACAAACUAUGAAGAAGCUGCAAUGGCCAUAGCAAGUCUUAAUGGCUACCGCCUGGGGGACAAAAUCUUACAGGUUUCCUUCAAAACCAACAAGUCCCACAAAUAACUUGCUCGUGCUUUUUGUAUGGAAUAGAUAAUGGAGUGACAGAAGUUGAAACAUUUUUGUUAGUGUAAAACUCAUUUUGCGCCAAUUUUCACAAGUGUUUGUCUUAGUCUAAAUGAGAAGUGAAAAGGUUUUAUAUUCUGGGAUGCAACUGACAUGUUCAAAUGUUUGAAAUCCCACAAUGUUAGACCAAUUUUAAGUUCCUUUAAGUUAUUUCAUUUAAAACAUGUUAAAAAUCCCCUGAAAUCUUAAGUAGAUUGCAUUAACUAGACCCUCUGGAUGGUGGUAAAAUUGAAGCAUGCUUUCACUUAUGAGACUAACAUUUGUUUCAUUGAAUGUUGUCUGCAAAAACUGGAAUUUUUUGAAAAAUAUCAGGCUGAAUUCAUUGAUUUUCUUUGGUUUUAUGUUGUUCUUCCUACCCAUCCCCCUGUCCUUUUGUUCCCCCCCAGUUUCAGUAGUAUGGAAGAAAAGUUGAGAAAUACUAAUGUUUUAGUUGACAGUGACUUGUUUGAUCAAUUAAUAUUCAUUACUCUCUGUCUAGUUGAGGAUCAAGCUUUUUAAAGUCAAGGUCUUGUAAGUAGUAGCAUGCCAGCCUAACUUUAACACCAUUGAGGAGGUAAGUUGCACACUGAGCAGUGGCCAAGCUGUCCAAUUCACAGGUUUUAGAAAUGUGACCUUUAAAGCCCACUUUGAGAGGAAUGGACCAAAGAGUUUCAAAGAAACUCCGGGAAGAUUUCAGAGUCAAAAUGAAACUCAAAAAAAGCGAGUGUGAAUAUAUGUUGCUACUUUAUCAGACUGAAUCUCUUCUGUCCAAAUAUUUAAUGCAUGGUGCACUACUUACUGGUACAUUAUAAUGCAGCAAGAUACUUACUCAUUUUCCAAGAUCAUUGUAGUUGGAAUUCCUUUGGCAGUUCUAUUUUGUAAAGAAAAAACAGUUAUAAACAUUUGAGCAUUGUAUUUCUCGCAUCCCUUCUAAUGAGUGCUAGUUUUUCUAUUUUAAUAGGAUUUUGUUUUGACAACUAGCUUUACUUAUUGAACACUCAGCAGAAAAGUACUUACAACUUGCAAGUUAGAUAUUAACCAAAAAACCCCUUUGAUUUGUAGAUUUAAAGAUUAAUCCCCCAGGUUUUCUGCAGACUGCCUUGAAACUCUGAGUUGUUCUGUUUCUGUUAAUUUUCUUUUGCUUUUUUGUGUUUUUUGUUUGUUUUUACUUUUGCAUUUAAGAACAUUAAAUUUGAUUUUGUUUUGCUCAAAUUUUGUUUUGUUUUUUAUUUUCUGUUGUUUUUUUUGCUAAGUAUUGCACAAAGUGUCCAGCUUUCAGAGUGUUGUUUUAAGGAACUGUAGCUCUUCUUUAAGAGAAUUUUAAUUUACUGCUUUGACAGAUGAGUAAAAGAAAAAGAGUUUUUGGAACAAGCUCCACAAUAAAUCCAUCACAUAGAAAUGAUGUGUCACAGACUGAUGUAACCCUCAGGUGUGCUUGGGUAGGAAACUGGGAUGGUUGACCCUGCCUGUACAGGUGUGUGAGCUGCUGUGCACAACUAGAGACUUGGCUCUGGUGUAUAUGUAGGUAGACCAGGUACAGAAACGAGGUCUGUGGCAGUUUAAUGCAGUGUGUCUUUGUUUUGCCUGAAUCUCUACAAGCCCCAGAGUUCAUUUCCAAACUCCAGAGGCCAGUCCAUGCUGCCUGCUCAUCUCCCUCUAUCCCCAGUUGACCCUGCCUUGUGCUUGCCACCGUUUGUCCUCUCCUUGUCAUCCCCUUGCCAUGGGAUCUGCACAGCCCAAUGGCUCCCUCACCCUCCACAUGCAGCUGAGCUGCUGCCCAGCUCCAGGGAAGAUCUGUCGGGGGACCUGAUCUGAUGUUCCUUGACCUGCCCAGGGCAUAUCUAAACUCUACACAUAGGCCUUGGCCCAGUGAGCAGCCUCCCACUGAGUUUGAGCUUAUGUGCAGUGAAUGCAGGUGGGAUUUUUCCUGUUUAAACGUCCGACCUUGCCUCUCCUGCCAGGCCCUCCCCAUCUCUUGAGAAACUCGGUGCUUGGUGAAACAGUGACUGUGACACAGCAGCCAGCCCACUUCCACCCCUCAAAGCUGUUCUUGGCUGUCACAGUUUUCCUUCCACCAAUUCGUCACCAUCCAUUUAUCAAGUCGAUGAUUAUUUCUUUUCUGCAUACAAGGAGAGCUUGGGAAGCAUUCUGGGGGUUCUCCCAAGUUAAAGCUGUGUAGUACAGAGAAUUUCUCUUACCCAUCACUGUUGAACCCUGCACUGUCCUGUUCCACAGGAGUGGGCUGUAGUCAUUCCCAGUUCCGGUCAUUCUCUCUUGCUUUAUUCCAUUUAAGAUAAAUUUGCUUCUAAACUAAAUGGGAAUUUCUGUUUGUCACAAUAUUUAUCCGCGGGUUCAGACCUCCAGUGAGUGACCCCUAAACACCACUCUGUAUCAGUACUGGUUCCAAGCACACUGGCCAUGGCAGCUGCACAUUGCUCUGCUGCCACUUCUGAAUAAAACCCCUUCUCUUGGAUGCUUUCUGGCAUCACUCUUCCUUGCUUUUUCCACUGCUUCCCUAUUUCUCUAAUUCUUUGCUAAAUAAGAAGGAAAUGCAGGAUAUGGUUUUGUACCGCUACAACAGUCUCUUUUAGCAAAGGUCUGAUUCUAUCUUUCUUUGAUAGUUGCUCUGAUAAUAAUUUUCAGGCAGUUGGUAUGAGCAAAGCACUGCUGCUCAAGUCAGGAAAAGAGGAAAAACUCCUGCUAAGAGCCAGAGCUGAUACCAGAAGUAGUGUAUGAUCUGUGCUAUUCUAACAGUCAAUAAAACCUUGGUGUAAAUAGCUGAAGUCCAGAAAAAAUUGUGUAUGUAUUUUUGAUGCUUUUGAUCCUAAACAGCAGCUUGUGCAUCCUCCUAGUAAAGACCAAAAGGCAGCUUCUGGGGGUGGAAACUAAAUUCUAACAAGACAUUUGCCAGGAGUUUUUCUGCCCAUAAGGUAGGAGCAACUCGUUUCCUCCUCACACCCUGCUUUGAAGCUCUCACUUGAACAGACCCGUUUCAAGAGAGGUUUUGGCCUCUAAUUCUCAAAGAUUGCUCUGCUGUUUCAUCCAUCAGUUUGAUGGAGUUCAGGUGUUUCUGCCAGGUGAUGCUUCUGUCAGUCAGUGCUUACAGGAUCUCUGUGGAACCAAAGGGCUUUCUCAAAGCAGAGGUCUCAUUGUUCAUGAGAUACAGUGGUCUCACUGAGGUAGAGAGUUCUGGAAAGUCUUCAUUGCUGGAUUAGGGUGUGAUGAUCAGAUUUUGGAGACCUGGAUUUUUUGGUCUGUACUGGAGAUGUGCUACAGGAACAGCUGAGAAGGGAGUGUUUUGGGGUCAUUUAGACUAGGUUAAGAGUCUCUUGGGAAUCCCCAGGUGUAACUUCUGAAGGAGCAGGUGUAAUUGCUGCUGAAAACACAGUUAUCCAUGCCACUGUCACAGGGUUUCAUGUAUAGGUGCUGAGGGGAGUUAUUACAUUUGCUUCUCAGAUGUCCACAUGAAUGGACAUGCAGAAGAACACUGGCCAUAAGCCUCAUCAUCUGUAAACCUCCUGUUAACCAUUAGCAGAUAGGGAAAUCCCACAUAAGUAUGGAAGAGGAAUCUCAGAUGUUGCUGUAUGUGCUUGGAAUGAGCUGGCAAAGGCACAUGCAGAUCCUUCAGGUGAGGGGAUGGCAACACCAGAAAUCCAGACAUGAGCAAAAUCAGAGCAGUGUCUUCAGGUCUCAGUCAUUCCCUGUAAGAUGGUAUCUGUGCACUGAAGUGUUGGAUUUGUUUUAUUUUUAUUUUUCAAGCUGCUUUAUCAUAAAAUUUGGUUUACUUGGGCUGCUCCACUCUCCUGUCAGAGACUGGCCAGUGCAGUUACUGUUGCCUCCUGAGCCCUCCUGUGCCAAUCCCUGCAUCUCUUCUGGCUCUGGGACUGGGAAAGGCUUGAGGAUCCCGCUCUUAGGGUGAGGGGAGAAGUCACCAUUGCCACAGUGGUGUGUGUGGCCACACAGCUUUUCCUUCCCUUUGCUUGGAUAUGUUUUUUGUACAUCUGGAUCAUGUGAGCAUGAAAACCACUGAAAAUCCAGACACGAGUCACUGGAGCAGGAUAAAUUGUCACUGCAGUGAACACUGGUUGGUCAAUGUGUGGUCAUUUGCCCUUGUCCAGAUGACCAAAGGGUGUUUGCAUGGAGAGGACACCUAUUUUUGUAGGGGGAUUGAAUGUUGUAGUAAUGUUAUUUAUACAAAGCAGUUAAAAAUCUUUUUUAAAAAGGUUUUAAAAAAGUCCUGGUAUCAUUUAUAGAAAGAAUAUCCAGCAGUCAAAAGAAAAUGAUGAACUAACUGUAAAGGUGAUCCAUUAUUUUAAGGCUGAGUUUGGAAAAUGAAUAGUUAUUAAGGUCCUUCAACAUUUGUUACAAUUCUUUUGUUGCUUUAAUGUUCUGGGUAAGGUCAAUAAAGUAGAAAUUCUUCAAAUAUUUCAGGAGAGAUUUUUUUUUUUUCAGUGCAUUUUAAA
Pseudopodoces humilis (Tibetan ground-tit) is the source of this 5686-nucleotide messenger RNA. RefSeq names its product ELAV like RNA binding protein 1 (gene ELAVL1). The record is from RefSeq and is a predicted model, not a curated record. NCBI's taxonomy places the organism in Eukaryota, Metazoa, Chordata, Aves, Passeriformes, Paridae. Gene Ontology annotation, molecular function: RNA binding. Gene Ontology annotation, cellular component: ribonucleoprotein complex.